AUGUCGGACUCGACUACCACACCAACACAACACAAGGCUCUCGUCUAUGACAACCCUGGCCAUAUCUCGACAAAGGUGGAAUAUGUCGACACCCUCACACCCGGCGUGGGCGAAUUGUUGGUCAAGCUCACUCAUUCCGGCAUGUGUGCCAGCGACAUGUCUGUGAUGACAAACCAGUGGCACCAUAUGGCGCCGACGCCCAAGGGGCAGAUUGGUGGCCACGAGGGCGUGGGUGAGAUCGUGGCUUUUGGGCCUGGCGCUGCCGAGAUCUCGAAUCUGAAACUGGGGAGUCGCGUUGGGAUCAAGUGGAUGGCGUAUACCUGUGGCAACUGUGUCUUGUGUUUGGCGGGUCUGGAUUCUUGGUGCGAAACGGGAAAGGUCUCGGGGUAUCUCUAUCCUGGAACUUUCCAGCAAUACGCCAUUGCACCGGCACAUUAUGUCACGCCCAUUCCUGAUGCGGUGCCGAGUGAGAUGGCCGCGCCGUUACUCUGCGCUGGGUUGACUGUCUAUGCGGCUCUGAGGAAGACGGGCUGUGAGCCUGGUGACUGGGUGGUUAUCCCCGGAUCCGGUGGUGGAUUGGGUCACCUGGCGCUUCAAAUCGGCGGGAAAGGGAUGGGAUUCCGCAUGAUGGGGAUAGAUAUGGGCGACAAAGAGCAGUUUUCUCGCGAAUGCGGCGCUGAAGAGUUCUUCGACGUCUCCAAAUAUGGUGGAGACAGCACCGCCAGCCUGGCGGACGAUGUGAAGAGAGUGACGGGGGGAAGAGGCGCCUCAGCCGUUGUCGUCUGUACGGCUAGCAAUGCUGCUUACGCCCAAGCAUUGAACUUCAUCAGAAUCGGCGGGACCGUCGUCUGCGUGGGCAUUCCCGAAGGCGAAGAGGUCCCGAUCCCCAAUGCCACACCGACCAGGGUAAUCUUGAGUUCUGGCCGGAUGGUGGGGAGCUCGGUCGGAAACAGGCUCGAGGCUAUACAACUCCUGGACAUGGCUGCAAGAGGAGUUGUCAAGACGCGCUUGAGGCUGGAGAAAUUGGAAAAUGCGACUGAGCUGUUUGAGCUGAUGAGACAGAACGCGCUGCAGGGCCGGGUGGUCUUUGAUCUGCAGAAUUGA
Capronia coronata CBS 617.96 is the source of this 1104-nucleotide messenger RNA. RefSeq names its product alcohol dehydrogenase. Bases 1 to 1104 code for a protein of 367 amino acids. The transcript is spliced from 4 exons. Gene Ontology annotation, molecular function: oxidoreductase activity; zinc ion binding. NCBI's taxonomy places the organism in Eukaryota, Fungi, Ascomycota, Eurotiomycetes, Chaetothyriales, Herpotrichiellaceae. The record is from RefSeq and is a predicted model, not a curated record.